Molecule: messenger RNA, 3263 nt
Organism: Octopus sinensis (East Asian common octopus)
Lineage: Eukaryota; Metazoa; Mollusca; Cephalopoda; Octopoda; Octopodidae
Product: guanine nucleotide exchange protein SMCR8
Exons: 28
Coding region: 189-3134 (981 amino acids)
Cellular component (GO): guanyl-nucleotide exchange factor complex
Molecular function (GO): GTPase activator activity
Source: RefSeq, a predicted model, not a curated record
CAUGCUCUGAAUGACGCGUUGUUACUCGGAAUUCUAAAGCAGGAUAGCAAAUUGUCGUUGGUCACCGGCAGAAAUACUUGAUACUUCUGAUAAUUGACAGUUGUGGGUGGCUUUAGUUAUGAAAUAACAUAUCGUCUGUUUUCUUAAUCACCUCAACUGUUUACAUUUUUUUUUUUAACAUUUGAAACAUGUUUGGAUCUACUGUGUAUCCACAAGUAUCUGAAUAUAGUGAGAGAAGAACUUCUAUUCGAAAUUCUAAAGGAUUCUCUUACUUAACACCAUGCCCUUCUAUAAUCCAUCCCUGGAAUCGUGGGACCAAUCUGCUUCAAGACUUUGUAAUGGUCACUGAAUUCUCAGAACUUGAAGGACCCAAACCAUUAUUUGUCCAGCCAUCUGAAGGGAUUGGUCAUUUUGAUAUCAAUGCCUUUGCAGUAAAAAUCAUGUCUGUUGAUCACCAGCCACCAAAAAAUAUUUUAUGCAAUAACUUCACAUUAAUGGAAGAUAAACAAGUUCUCUUUACUGAUAUAGCAGAAGGAGUUUCGGCAUAUGUCUACCAUUUUCUUUUAUAUGAUUUACAAGCCCGCGGUUAUGUUAGACCAUUUUGUAUGGCAUAUGUCUCACCUGACUCCAAGAAACUGAUAACAUUUUAUAAAGAAAUCCAUAAAGCUUUUUCUAAAAUUUCUAGUGAUUUGAAGAUAGAAAAUUUGAAAUUGUUUGCUCUGGAAAUGAGUCAUCAGCUGCAGGAUCUCGAAUAUAGUUUGAACUGCUUGAAUCAAAAGUCAGAUGGUUGUUCUGUUAUUACGAAUGAUAACACUGCCUCUGCAUCAGAUACACCAACAGUCACUGUGCAAAGUCUUGAAUAUCUUAGACAAGAAACUUUAAACAUUUUGGAAGCCUUAGAAGAAUAUAAGCCUGAAUUAUUUAAUGAUUACGCAGCAUACAGAACUAAAGCUAAUGUGAAAUAUAAUCCAACAUGUAAAGAUAGCAGCCAUACAGAUGAUAGUCGAGAAGAUGGACCAGUAGCUUUAGCAGUUCAGUCAACUAUUGACAGUGAUCAGUUAGCAAAUCAUCAUAAUGUUAAUCAUGAUGGUGUUGGUGAUGAUAAAAGCUGUAAUGACUCAAAUAUCAACAAAAAUAAUAAAAUAUCUAAAGAUGUUUCAACUAAUGUUGAACAUGACAAACAUAUCCCCAAUAACUUAACAUCAAGUCAUCAAUUUCAUCGGGGUCGUAUGAAAUCAAAACAUAAAGACCCUCCUAUUGAUGAACAGUAUGUUGUAGUAAACAAUGUUGACAGGUCAUUUUCCUGUUCUGAUAUUUCCUCAUGUGAACAUUUAUCAAAGGAAGCUAGCAACAGAUCAGAGAGCUCAAGCCAAUCAUCGGAAUCCGUCGUACCAUGUUCCAGUGAAUCGGAAUUUUCAUUUGCGUCUUCAAGUUCUUUCCAGCAGGAUAAUUCUUCUCAUGAAGACUCUUCUUCAGUUAUAUUGGACCGCAAAUCUGACAAAACCAGUCACCUAUUUUUGAUUGAUUACCCUUCAAACUACAAGCCUAAAUUAUAUAAGCCCCCCAGUCGAAAACGGUUUGAAUUCAUGCUGCGUAAAUUAGAAUUGAUGUGCCUCAAUAGAUAUGAUCAUUGGAAGCAGUUAGAAUCAAUACACCAGUAUUAUAGCCAAGACUUAGCCAUCUUGAAAAUGCAUCAAUGGGAAAAAAAUCUAACUGAACCAACUUCAUCUUUACUAACAUUUGGUGGAUGUGUUACAAGCAACUUCCUUCAUGGAAUGCACCGGUGUUACUGUGAGAAAGAACGUGGAAUGCCCAAACAUCAACUAAUAUCAAAUCAAAUGAAAAAAUUAUCAUUUUCUGAAGAUCAACCUGCCCAAUUCAAUUAUGGUCAAGAUAUUCUUACCAGCUUCAUGCAGUACACUCUUGAAAACUUUGUGUUUUUUAUCAAACAGUUAAUUAUAACCAUUCCGAAGGAAGUUGUGAGCAGAGUUUCCAGUUUGCCAGACCGAUAUCACUUUCCCCAAGGAUGCACAAAUGUAGCACAUCCUACAUCAUUACCAAUUUCAUCACAACCAAGUGAGGAAUGGGACAUCAUUACAUCUACCUCCGAAGGAGACCAUGAUAUUUCUAUAGAAACUAGUUACGAAAGUACUUCGCUUUAUUCAACAUGCAGUGAACAUUCUGAUGAUAUGUUAUGUGCCCUUUGUCAGCAACCUAAUAAAGAUGCUUCAACUUAUGAUGGUUCUCUAGGAUCACUUGAUGGCAGUGAUGAAAGCUUUCAUUCAACUUCUAGUGUCCAGUCAUUUCCUUGUGGUAAUACAAGGUUAAAUUCCAGUAAAAAGUCAUUCAUGUUACUGGCUGAUGUUAUAAAUUCGAAAAAGCAUCUUUUACAAGCUAAGAAUUUAAUGUAUUUUCUUAGUCAGUAUGACAAUAUCAAUAAUGUGGUGGCAAGUCUUCUGUCAGGUCGUACAGUUGCUGUGGUGGGAUCAUGUAAUAGUGAGGAGAAGGUUAAAGAUAUUGUCGAAGCACUCUCUCUCUUUGUUCCUGGGAACUUUAUCAGAAAUCACAAGAAAGUGGUCAUACCAUGGUUGAAAAGACAGCUACAGUUGAAAGAUUUAACUAGUUUUCGGCUAGUUGGUCUUUCAAAACGAAAAAAUAACACGAUACCCCGUUCUAUCAUGAACUAUGUUAGUAUUUUGGACUUAGAAAAACGAGUAGUAUGUGCACCUAUUUAUGAGGGUAAAAUAGUGAAUUCUUUGCUACGACAAUUACAACUUUUCCAGAACAAUCCUGCAGCUUAUCUUGCCUACAUACACAGUCAUUUCCAAGAAAUCUCUUCAACUGCCUUUCUCUAUUAUCAUUCCUUCUGCAUGACUUCUGCAAAUCCAAAGGCUUCUGCCAGCUACAUUGGCCUUGACAGAUUAGCAAGAGAGUUUCGAGACACAUCGCAACAGUUUCUAAAAACUUGGAAUAUUGUUCAAGACGAUCGAAAAAUUAUUGAGUUUCUUGCCAGUUUAAUUUUGAAACAGGUUCUAGAGGAAGCACAGGAAAAGGGAGCUUGGAUAGGAAAUAGAGAAGGUUCCAAUUGCUCAUUCCAUGUCUCCUACAAACCAAGCUGUACACGGAAAUGCUGACAACACAUAUGGACUUAAGCUUUUAUAAUACAAUGUAUAGAAGUCUUUUCUCCCUAGCUGCUUUGAUUGGAUUAAUGCAGUUAUUUAACACAUGUAAAAAGCAAAACAAAAAAUAAAUAUUAAAAAGAA